CGUCCUGAUCCUAGAGACAAAACCUUACCCUUGAUCGACCUCGAUGCAUCUGGCCUAGCAUGAAAGGUGCUCACAUCUCGUUUCCGGACUUUCACUGUCCUCAUCAACACACGGCCGCAUCAUCUUCGUCGUCUGCGCAAGGAGCCGAGCUCGGUCCGCCCUCGAAUCCUUCUUCAGGCUACAAUCUAUUUCCGUUGGGCUCUCUCUACUUUUGCGAUCACUGCGAUGCCAUCCGGUGUCCAUCCUGCGUGGCGGAAGAGGUGACGACGUAUUUCUGCCCAAACUGUUUGUUUGAGGUAUCGAGCGGGAGUGUCAGAACAGAAAAGACGCGAUGCGCAAGGAACUGUUUCCUGUGCCCUGUUCCAGCGUGUACAUCGGUACUUGCGGUAACGGCGACGGCAACACAGAAUGACGGCUCGGAUCCUGCAUCAAGCUACGUGCUGAACUGCCCGGCAUGCCGGUGGACUAGCUCGGAACUGGGAUCAAGAUGGUGUUUUCAGAAGCCAAGCGGGAUCGGCCACCAGGUUCUUGAUCGGGAAAAACACAACCCAGAAACGCUCGAAUUUGAUGCCUUACAAAACCACUUUGACCGGUAUUUACAUACCCUUCGAACGGCUCUUGGAAACACUCCAGGAGAAGCAACCAAAUCCGACAAACAGGCUAGCCUAGCAGCACUGGGCAAAAGACAGCCUUCGCGGAAUACCGCUGCUGCUGCGAUUGCAGCGAAACUCGCAGCUCGCAAAGUCAGCGAGUCGAGAUUCUUCACCAAGACCGAGGACAAGAUCAAGCCGAAGAAACCCAAAUUUCUACCGAUGCCGAAGAGCGAGGACCCACCAGACUACUCUACCAAGCGCAGCUGCACGGCCGAGGCUGAUCUUCGCCUGGCAGCGAUGAACGCUGAUGAGCAAGCGGAAGCCGAGCCGGAAGACGAGAUUAUCGCCCGCCUGCGAGCUUUCGAUGGGCUCGGCCAGGAUGCUUUGGAUACCCCAGUCCCUCUCACAUCUACAUGGGACAUGCCUUUCUCCCCAUCGACCUCGAUCAGCCAGUUGGUCCCGGAGAGAAUGCCUCUUCGUGCCAAAAUGUCGAAACGAUGCACGGCUUGCAAUCACACUCUCAUCCGACCUGAAUCGAAAGCUACCAGCUUGCGUUGGAAGAUCAAGACACUAGCAUCUACAUAUAUUCCAGCUAUCGAGCUGGGCAACAGACGGAAGCUGAUCGAUCGAGCUGGUGGAGAGGGUGGAUCGGUCAGCGUGCGAAGAGCGUCAGGGAUGGGUACAAGCAGAGGAUUGACAGAGGAAAGAGAAACAUUAUAUCUACCGUUGGUCAAAGAUACAACAUACGCCUAUCAAUUGGCAUUCACAAACCCCCUAUUAGAAGCGACAAAGAUCAAACUCGUAGUGAGGCAGGUGCAACCUACCUCGCAGCUCAAAAUAUCACUUCAAGACACUAGCUUUGAUCUGGGUGCCUUCUCCGAGCCAUGGGAGCUGGAAGCAGAGGCUGGUCAAGCCAAGAAUCGGACCCGGUCUGCCGUCACUACCAGGCCAGGGCGAACCGGUGUCGAAAGGAAAGGAAACGUUACGAAGGUGCCGUUCGGGGCCCAUGUUGGGAAUCAGGCCUUGGCUAGCCUUCAAUUCGAUCUCGAUGUCGACUUUACGUAUCAAGCGGACGAUGUAACCCAACCGGAAGGAGCAUCGGAAUUGCCGCCAACUCAACCAUCAGAAGAAAAGCCUGCUGCGACGAUCUGGAAGACCUUUACGUUCCGAGUACGAGUGAACCUCGGCCAAGUCGAGAGACACUUUGCGGAAGCGUAGCCAACUGUAAUGAAAAAGACUGUCCGUGAAGGAUGAUACAAGGCCAUGAUAGUCACAAUUCAAGCUUAUGCAGCGUUACGAAGCACUGCGAGGGUCGAAAGGCAAGAGAUAUGGUGUCAAUAUGCUUUUAUAAGAUACUUGCAAGGCAUCAUCAACCCACCCAAGAUCACGGAAUCUCCACGCAGAAACAUUUUACUAUAAUUGAUAAGAAGGCUUGAGCUUAAUCCUG
This is a messenger RNA of Filobasidium floriforme, 2040 nucleotides long. Its product is annotated as dynactin p62 family-domain-containing protein. Lineage: Eukaryota; Fungi; Basidiomycota; Tremellomycetes; Filobasidiales; Filobasidiaceae. The transcript is spliced from 6 exons. Gene Ontology annotation, cellular component: dynactin complex. The record is from RefSeq and is a predicted model, not a curated record. Bases 60 to 1811 code for a protein of 583 amino acids.